This is a messenger RNA of Paramecium sonneborni, 2568 nucleotides long. The record is from the annotation of a GenBank genome assembly. NCBI's taxonomy places the organism in Eukaryota, Ciliophora, Oligohymenophorea, Peniculida, Parameciidae.
GUUUUGAUGAUUAAGUACUUACUUUUAGUAUGUUUGAUCACAGCGCCUUUUGCCCAAACACCAGAGGCAGUAGUAACUCAUUAUGAUUUGGAAGGCAAUUUGAUAUAAGAAGAUAGCUCCUUAUAAGGAUCUGAGGACAUAAAUAGCAUGAAUUCAAUGAACAUGAAUUAAUAAGAUUUAGAUACAGGCAGCGUAGAUAUUAUUGGAACUGACAGCAUAGACUAUUCUACCCCUGAAACAGAAUCUUUUGAAAGUAGUAAUUUAGAAUCAGAAAUUAAUUAAGAAUAAAACAUGAAUGACAGCAUGAAUAUUGACCCUAAUUAAAUGAAUUCAGAGGAUUAAAUUAUGGUAAACAAUACUAUUGAGAAUUCAAUGCCUGAGUAAGACUCGAUGUAUAGCACUAAUGAUCCUAAUGAUAUUAGUGCUUUAGAGCCAGAAUAAUAAAUUGCUGAAGAAGCAAAUGUUAUUGAAAGCACUGAAGUUUCAAAUAUAGCAGAUGUAAAUUCUGAAGUGGUCAAUCAAAUAGACAAUAAUAAUUUGAUUGCAGAAUCAAAUUAGAUUGGUAAUGUAGAUCCAAACAAUUUUGAAAUACAAUAAGAUAAUUAAAUUGAUGUUUCAAACAUUUUAGAGUCAAAUCUUGGAUUUACUGACAGUAGUAUGUCAAAUAUUUAAAAUUAAAAUGAAGUUGAUCCAAAUAUGGCAUUUGAUAUUCUUACAAACAUGGAUGCAUUGCAACCUUCUCCAGAAAUGGAAAAUGGAUUUGCUUAAAGUGAAAUCAAUGUUGAAUAAACUAAAGGAAUGAAGACUGAAGAUGUUAAGAAUGAAGAAGGUGAUCCAGCUGAAGGUUAAGGAGAUGCAGGAGAAAGUGGACAAACAGAUGGGUAGGAUAGAUAACAUGAUGGAGAAAAUGAUGGAUAAAAUGAUGGGCAAGAUGGAUAAGCCGAGGAACAAACAGAUGGAUAAACUGAUAGUUAAGAUGCUUAAACUGAUAGCUAAGAUGCUUAAACUGAUAGUUAAGAUGCUUAAACUGAUAGUUAAGAUGCUUAAACUGAUAGCUAAGAUGCUUAAACUGAUAGUUAAGAUGCUUAAACUGAUAGUUAAGAUGCUUAAACUGAUAGCUAACAUGAUGGAUAACAUGACGGAGAACAUGAUGGAUAAAAUGAUGGAUAAACUUUGCAAGCAUCUCCAGAAAUCGAAGAUGGAUUCGUUCAAAGUGAAAUCAGUGUUGAAAAAACUUAAAGCAAAAAGACCCCCGUUAUUUAGAAUGAAGAAGGUGAUCCUACAGAUGGUUAAGGAGGUUCAGAUAGCUAAGAUUAAUAAGAUGGAGAACACUAAAGGGAACAUUAAGGUGAACAUGAUGGAGAACAUGAUGGAUAACAAGAUGGAGAACAUGAUGGAUAACAAGAUGGAUAACACGAUGGAGAACAUGAUGGAUAAAAUGAUGGAGAACAUGAUGGAUAACACGAUGGAGAACAUGAUGGAGAACAUGAUGGAUAAAAUGAUGGAGAACAUGAUGGAUAAAAUGAUGGAGAACAAGAUGGAUAAAAUGAUGGAGAACAUGAUGGAUAAGCCGAUGAACAAACAGAUGAAUAGGAUGGAUAAACUGAUAGUUAAGAUGCUUAAACUGAUAGCUAACAUGAUGGAGAACAUGAUGGAUAAACUUUGCAAGCAUCUCCAGAAAUCGAAGAUGGAUUCGCUCAAAGUGAAAUCAGUGUUGAAAAAACUUAAAGCAAAAAGACCCCCGUUAUUUAGAAUGAAGAAGGUGAUCCUACAGAUGGUUAAGGAGGUUCAGAUAGCUAAGAUUAAUAAGAUGGAGAACACUAAAGGGAACAUUAAGGUGAACAUGAUGGAGAACAUGAUGGAUAACAAGAUGGAGAACAUGAUGGAUAAAAUGAUGGAGAACAUGAUGGAUAAAAUGAUGGAGAACAAGAUGGAUAAAAUGAUGGAGAACAUGAUGGAUAAAAUGAUGGAGAACAUGAUGGAGAACAUGAUGGAUAAAAUGAUGGAGAACAAGAUGGAUAAAAUGAUGGAGAACAUGAUGGAUAAAAUGAUGGGCAUGAUGGAUAAGCCGAUGAACAAACAGAUGGAUAAGAUGGAUAAACUGAUAGUUAAGAUGCUUAAACUGAUAGCUAACAUGAUGGAGAACACUAAGGGGAACAUGGAGGGGAACGAGAAAGAGGCUAAUAAAACGAACUUAAAGCAUCAGAAUCCGCAAACAAAAAAUAAUUAGUUUAAGGAAACUGUAUUAUCAUAUAUUCUCAAUGCAACUUCAAGGGAGAAGCUUUAGAAGCUUGUAAUAGUCUCAGUGAAAUUGAGUAUUUUUAUUUUUUAUUUUAGGGAAUUCAAGGCAUAAAUUAGAUCAAUUUAUAUCCCACAAGGCUUAGGCUUGACUGUAUAUGAUGGUGAGAACUUCACUGGUAACAUGCAUAAAUUCAAAACUUCUUAAGAAUGCUUGACAACGCCAUUGUCGUUUGCACAAUUAGCCAAUUCAGGAAAUUAUUUGAAAGGGCAAAAUUUGAGGUCCAGAUAAUGAAAUAAUUAUAAAAUUCAUAAAAAUAUUAAUCUGGG